CGGUCGUCCGCACAGUAGCGCCCAAGGUGCCUCGGCAAGCAAUGACGUCGCCAGUCGCGUCCACCUAACCAAGCUCCACGCCUGAUCUCCAACACCGAUAGCACAUCAACAGAAAUGGCACAAUUCCUCUCCAAAGCAGCGCGUACCGUCCGCUUCUCGGUCCCUCAAAUCCGCUCCUUCUCGCUUUUCCCGUCUGCCAACAACCGCUCACACACAAACCGUCUCUUCGACAACAUCCGCCAACCGCAGGACCUACACACCCUGACUCUCCUCAACGCCGCCGACAACCGCUCUCUCAUCACUUUCUGGAGCGCAAGUUGGUGCCAGACAUGUCAGGCCGUCAAGCCGCUCGUUAAACAGCUCAUCGAGGAAGAACGAAUCGGGGAGAGCGAGGGUGGACUAGGAUUUGUGGAAGUUGAGAUGGACAGCACGUUGAUUGGGGAUCUGCCAAUCACGUACCGCAUAACGAGCAUGCCGACGCUGUUGGCAUUUAGUAGGCAGGAGGCGCAGUUUGACACGAGGUUGGUCAGGCCGGAGGAGAUGAAGAACAAGGACUUCUUGAGAGAGUGGCUGCUCACAGAGGCGCGGAGAGGUGGUAGGAAGGGCGGUGCAGGCGGAGGUGGCUCGGACGGUUCUGGAGGUGACAAGGGUACGAGGACCGCUCGAGGCGUGAAGAUAUCUGUAAGAUCUAGACUGUAGAGUACAAUGGAAAUAGCGUACGCCAUGAUGAGAAGUCGAUCUAAUGUAACCUGGUUCGAGUUUCUCAAAAACAACGUGCCCCGACCACAAAACUUGACUAACUACAUGGCACCUGAUACAUGUCUGACAGGAAGGACCGAGAUCCAGUGCCUGCUUUUGAUGGUUAGAUCCUAAUUUCAGGCGUGGCUGUUAAUAGAAGAAAUGGGUAUAGAACUCCAUUGUGGCGUCCGUAUUUCAUGACUAUGUUUUUUCAUUACGGGUAGUCGUCAAGUCCUUUUCUUCCUGUCUAUCUUGCUUGCGAUUAACCCUCUAGUGACCAUGCCCAUCAUCACCGCCACCACCCUGCUCCUCGGGGUCGAG
Molecule: messenger RNA, 1059 nt
Organism: Boeremia exigua
Lineage: Eukaryota; Fungi; Ascomycota; Dothideomycetes; Pleosporales; Didymellaceae
Exons: 3
Coding region: 115-699 (194 amino acids)
Source: RefSeq, a predicted model, not a curated record